Macrobrachium nipponense is the source of this 2551-nucleotide messenger RNA. RefSeq names its product xaa-Pro aminopeptidase 1-like. The coding region runs from base 116 to 2206 and encodes 696 amino acids. Gene Ontology annotation, molecular function: metalloaminopeptidase activity. The transcript has 17 exons. NCBI's taxonomy places the organism in Eukaryota, Metazoa, Arthropoda, Malacostraca, Decapoda, Palaemonidae. The record is from RefSeq and is a predicted model, not a curated record.
UUUGCGUCCAUACCGGAAUAACGCAAGAGGUUACAGGAGCGGGCGUUACAUUCGUUACAAAUUUUCCGUUUUUCAUUACAGAAAAUUUCAACGGGAAAAUAGAAAAUUUGAAAAUAUGACGUCACGCCAUACGUCAUUUCUCCUUUUGAUCGUCGUUGGAGUGACGAUCUAUGACGACGCAGGUGUCACAGCCAACCCGGUCCACUUCAAGCCCUUACAAAAUGGAAGAAUGCUGGCCACAGAAGUGCCGAGAUCCAAAACAGCUUUGCCUAUGCUCACUAAAAGCAACCGCCCCUCCUGCAAUGGCGGGCAAAAGGACCCGCCCUCCCGUGUGGAUACAACCCAGAGAGUUGCAAAUUUGCGCGAGCAAAUGAAGAAGGCCACCUUGGCAGCUUACAUCAUCCCAAGUGGCGAUGAACACCAGAGCGAGCAAGUGGCAGCACCGGACGAACGCCUCAAGUAUAUCAGUGGUUUCAGCGGAAGUGCUGGAAGAGCCAUCGUCACCAUGACCCAACAAGCUUUGUUUACCGAUGGGAGGUACUUCUUGCAAGCCGAGGAUGAACUCGAUUGCAACUGGAUACUUAUGAAGGAUGGGGAGGCGUUUGACCCAAACGAACUAGAAUGGUUAGGAAUGACAUUACUUCCACGUUCCAGAGUGGGUGCAGAUCCGAAACUGAUUGGUGCAGAAACUUGGCUGACCGUCAGUAACCUACUUCAGUACUACGGCCUCGAGGUGGUGGAGGUGGAGGAAAACCUUGUGGAUUUGAUUUGGAAAACAGACGGCCGUCCUGAUUAUGUCUCAGACCCGAUAUUCAUUCAUGAACUCAAGUAUGCUGGUAAAUCCUGGCAGGAUAAAGUCGAAGAAGUACGAAACAUCAUGAAACAAUACAAAGUAGAUAUGUUAAUCUUAACAGCUUUGGAUGAAAUCGCUUGGCUCCUGAAUCUACGUGGUAAUGACAUUCCUUAUAAUCCAGUAUUCCGCUCCUACGUAACAGUGACACUCAAUGAACUGAACUUGUUUGUAUCAACCACCAAAAUAAGGAAUAAUGUACGGGAACAUUUUGCUGCUGGCAGCGUCAAAAUCAGUGAAUACAAUAACUUCUGGGCGCAUCUAGCUACAGUAACAGGAAUCGUUGUAAUACCAGAAGCCAGCUCUUAUGCAGUAUAUUCUAAGAUAAAGACUGCGUCAAGGUUCAUAGAGCCAUCUCCUGUUAUUCUCAUGAAAGCACAGAAGAAUGAAGUGGAGAUCAAAGGUAUGAAAAAUGCCCAUGUGAAGGAUGCCGUUGCCCUAUGCGACUUUCUCAGCUUCAUGGAGACAGAGAUCGCCUUGGGCAAACCUUGGACAGAAUUAUCAGCAUCUAGGGAGCUCUCACGGUAUCGAGCCAUGCAAGAGGGAGCCAUGGGAGACUCCUUUGCAACCAUCAGUGGAUUUGGACCUAAUGGUGCUGUUAUUCACUAUGAACCAUCUCUAGAAACUGAUGCUAAUUUAACAUCAUCCUCCAUUUACCUUCUAGAUUCUGGUGGACAGUAUUUGGAUGGCACCACUGAUGUAACUCGCACAAUACACUAUGGUGAACCCACUCCCCUAAUGAUUGAGACCUAUACACGAGUCCUAAUGGGUCAUAUUGACCUUGCUACAGCUGUGUUUCCAAAAGAAAUACUUGAUAGCAGAGUUGACAUUCUUGCCAGAAAACCUUUAUAUGAAAUUGGAUUAGAUUAUAAUCAUGGAACAGGCCACGGGAUUGGAAUGUUUCUGGGUGUUCAUGAAGCUCCUACCAACAUUCGCACCAAGGGAACUGGCAGCCCAUUUCAGCCUGGAUAUUUCUUCUCUGUUGAGCCUGGGUACUACCAAGAUCAUGAAUUUGGCAUUCGCCUUGAAAACAUAAUGAUGGUGAUAGAAAAGGAUACAAAGUACUCAACAAAGCCAAUGUUUGCCUUUGAACCUGUGACUCUGGUGCCUUUUGAAGCAAAGUUAAUUGAUACAAUACUUCUCAACAAAAUGCAGUGUGAUUGGCUGAACGGUUACCAUGAAAAAGUCCUUAAUGUGGUUGGUAAAGAACUAUUGACUCAAAAUAGAAAGGAAGGCUACAAUUGGCUCGAAACAAAAACAAAACAAUUGCACUGUUCAGCUCCUGGAACUUUGACAAUAUCUUUGUUACUACUAUUGGUUACACUCUACAUUUCCACUAUCCACCAGAGAUACUGACCCCUUCAGAUUCUUGGGAGUGUCUACUCUUUGUCUGGAAUAAAGCACAGUUCUCGCUUACAACUAAUGAGCUUAAAACUAAUCUUUCUUCAUUACUUGCAGUUGAUUAACGUCUUGUAAUUUAGUGCUGAUUUUGGUUCCAUUCAAUGGCUGAAUAUGCUAAUUUUGGCCUCAUUUUAACCUAAAUAUCCAGACUUUGAUUCCCAUUUAUAAUUGAAUAAUUGUACUGUACUUUGAUUUGGUAGGUUUAAAAGUAAAAAUAUGUAGCAUGAUUAAAAACUCAGACACAAUGUUAGAUGAGAAAAUAAAAUUUUUAACAUUUGAAAAUAAAAAAUAAAAAAAUAA